Molecule: messenger RNA, 7033 nt
Organism: Parasteatoda tepidariorum (common house spider)
Lineage: Eukaryota; Metazoa; Arthropoda; Arachnida; Araneae; Theridiidae
Biological process (GO): regulation of transcription by RNA polymerase II
Cellular component (GO): nucleus
Source: RefSeq, a predicted model, not a curated record
CCCUCAGUAAGGCGCCGUUGACGAUCUGUGUUCGACAGAAUGCGGCCGCCAUAAGAUGUAGCUAUAAGCGGCAGUAUGUGAUGUUGUGUUAAAUACUUUUUAUUCAAUAAAAUUUAUUUCAAGGUUUAAAAGUGAUAAAACAAAUUUUUGUUUUUCGAGUUUUUAACAAAUUGUGGAUUAUUCUCUUACUUGGAUCCUACAGCUUUCUUAAUUAGUGGAUUUUAUCUUUCUCUUCAAGCCGCUCCCUGUUUUGUGGAUUUAUUGGUGUAGAAACCGAAAUUUUUCUAAAAAUUCCAUUCAUUAAGUAAUUUUAAAGUUCUUGUGAUAUACAUAAUCGUUUUUUAAGAUCAUUUUCGCCAGUGAUAUUUGUAAUUGAUGUUUAUAUUUGCUUCAGAAAUCAAGAUGACGCUACCUCCCAGGAUUAUGGAUAUUACUGUUGGUGAUAACGCUACUUAAAAAAAGUAUAUUUGAGUCAAUGUCUUCAAUUAUUUGCUAAAAUUUUGCACCCUUUUGGAUUACUGUGUGUCUACCAAGUAACUAUGUGUUUAAUAUGUGUUAAAACAUCUUUAAGAAUAAUGAUUGAUCUUACGCGUUCUUCUUCAUGUCUACGUAAAUAGUUUAUUCCAUAUUCAAGUUUGUGAUUGAUAUAAUUGUUUUAACUACUCUCAUCUGUCUGCAUGUAACUGCAACUUUUUUAACUCAAAAGACGCCCAACUCCAGGUCAACGUAUUUGUGGGGUUGCUGGUAACACGUUGCGGACUACUGACGCAGCUUUAAUUAACUAGAACUCGAUAAAGAAGAAGCUUGUCUGCCAAUUCUUUAGCCGAGUUGGAGUUGUUAAAGACUAGUCCGAGUAUUUGGGAAUGUGCACUCCUUGUUUGUGGUGGUGUGACAACGGAGUCCAAUGAAAGACAACUCGCUGGAUGGCCACCGUGGAAAGGUGGCACUAUCCGAAACCACGAGGCUCAGCUCUGCUGCAAACAACAACCCGGUGGGCAGUAGCAUCAAGUGCGAGUUGAAGACCACCUCUUCGGCCAACGACGGGAGUGCAGUCACCAAUUUUGACGAUGACAACGAGUGGGAGUUGGGCAUCGGAGACCUAAUCAUCGAUUUAGACGCGGACAUUGAGAAGACUAACGAACGAAACGGCACGGGUAUCGCCCCGCAUCAUCAUCACCACCAUCACAACGGCACAGUCCAAAGUCCCGGGAACAACACUACAAGCAUCAUUGAGACACCGAACUCUACAUCUGGCUCUGCGACCACUUUCAAUUUUCUGGGAUCACAGCUGCAACCUCCUAGCAAUUUGGCAUCCGGCAUGUCAAAUUCCAAAUCUCCGCGCAGUGUAGGUAGUGGAGCUGGCGGUUCUACUGGCACUGGCGUAACUGCGUCUGGAAACAACGGCGGCACUGGCACACAAGGAUCUGGAACCUUUGAGCACCAGGCCACCGUGGACAAGGGUUUAAAAAUGAAAAUUAAACGUAAGACUGUCGGUAGCAAAUACUCUGAGGCGAAGCACGAAAUAGUGCAAUCUGACAUUAAAUCUGCACCAGCUUCGUCUCAUCAACUUUCUGAUAGUGCGAAUUCUACAAAUAGUGGCAAUACAUCGACAAAUGCUUCUGCGUCCAAUUCACCCGCUAACAGUACAGAAACUCCUAAAUCAAAACAUUCUUCUAGCAAAGGCCGGACUGGUAGUCACAGGGAAAAGAAAGAAAAGAAUCGGGACAAAAAUAAUGCUAACGUCCGUAGCAGUGCGUCGACUUCUGUACCUGCUGCUGCAGAAGUGAACGGAGUGCUCGGUGUUAUGUCACCUCUAAAAAUUACCAACAGUGGUGUAAGUUUGUCAAGUCCUGCCCCACCGUCCCUGUGUUCUAGUUCGUCUCCUCUGCCAUCCACGUCGGUGGCUUCACCUAGUGUACCUCGUGCUUCUGGUACAAGUGUUGCGAACUCCCCCGCUAGCAACUGUGCACCUGAAGGGGUGUCUCAACCUCCCCUGAACUUGCCAGCUAGCGCGGCUAGUUCUCCGCCAAUGCCGAAUUUGACUUUAAAGUUGGAGAAUAAGUUCACACCUAGUCCUAUUUCCCAGUCAUGUCCUUUGUCCGUCAAGCAAGAAGACUCACCGUCUUCCCCUCCUAUGAAGAAAAUUAAAAUAGAACCUCCGGAAAGGAAUGGAGAGAUGGAAAACGAAGAUUCUCCAAUUCCCCCUGAAAUGAAGGACACUAGCACUUGCACAUCAUGCACGUCUGUUGGAACGAUAACUGAGCCAGAUUGUUUGGGUCCAUGUGAACCUGGUACUAGUGUCAUGUUAGAGGGAAUUGUGUGGCAAGAAACAGAAGGAGGUGUUCUAGUUGUAAAUGUAACUUGGAGAGGAAAGACGUAUGUGGGAACUUUGCUAGAUGCUACAAAGCAUGAUUGGGCACCUCCUAGAUUCUGUGAAUCUCCAACGAGUGAUGUCGAUUCCAAAACUGCUAAAGGACGUGGGAAACGUGGCAGAGGUGGCAAUAACAAUACAAAUGAAAUAAACAACUUCGCUGACGCUAGAAACUGUGUACAAAGUAAAUUACGCAAUGGGAAAGGCAGAAGAACUACUUUAAAUAGUAAUGCUAAUUCAGGGUUCACUGUUCCAAAUAGCCCUGCUAAAAGUGAGAAUGGCGCUCCGAGCAGCAAGAGAAAAGGUCGACCUGCUGAUCUAGAAAUUAGUACUCCUCCUGCAGAUACCAAAUCUUCCAAAAGGAGUCGGACUCAAAAAAAUGCAGCACCUACCUCUUCUGCUCCUGCGGAACUUUCCCAGCCGUCCUCUCCAAAUUUAAUUGUUUGUCCGCAACCUAAUUGCAGUAAAAAGUACAAACAUAUCAAUGGACUAAAAUAUCAUCAAAUGCAUGCACAUAGCGGCUCGGACAGUAGCAAAAUGGACGAUACUACUACCGAGGACAGUAAAGAUGUCACAAAUAGCUCCGAUAAUGAUGAAAGCAUGCAAGAAAGUGCUUCUACAAGUCCUACUCCAGAUUUUGCUGUGCAAGCUGGUGGGAAGAAUCUACUUAAUGGUGAGACUGCAUCGUCUUCCUCAUCCAGUGCGAAUGGUCUUCCAGAAAGUGACCCCUACAGUUUAAGUACAGAUUUAUCGACAUUAGCUUCUGUAGCUAUCAGUGACUCAAAAUCUGGACCCAAGGUUGAAAUGGUAUCCAGACCCUCUCCUCUCAGUGUUUCUCAGGAUGUACCUGUAAUUAACUCUGAUGGAGAUAACAGUGUACCUGCACCUGUGCUUCCUGUACCAAUUUCCAAUCCAUCUCCAGAUUCCACUUCACUUUCAAACUCACCUGUACUAACUUCAACAUCUGUGUCUCUGCCUGGUGGACCUUCUAUGUCUCCAGCUGUAUCAGCUGUUACUACAUCUGUGAUUCAAUCCUCCAAUGCAGUGGACAAUUUUCAAGGUAUUGGUGUGAACAUUCCAACAUCACAUGUCAUUUUCAGUCAGGGUAUUUUAGGUUCAAACAGCACAACUACAUGCACUCAUGCCACCUCAACAGUUGUCUGCAGUAGUUCCAGGUCUCUUUCACCAUCAAAAAGCAACUUAUCAUCCACUGUUACUUCUACUUACACAACAAUUCCUUCUAUUGUAAGCACAAUUCCAUCUUCUGUAUCUAUUCCAUUAAUUGAUAAGACUAAGAUAAAACAAGAAAGACCUGAUAAAUUUAAACCUAAAUCACCUGUGGCCAACCCACCGAUCAGACCGAUUGUACCUGCUCCAACUCAAAUGAUCGGACUUAAUUCAAAUCUUCCAAGUUCGCAUCCUGGUGUGAACGUUGGUAGCCACAGUCCUCUGAAUUCACCUCUUAAACCUAUACAGCCAAAGCCAACCAUAUUGGGUGAACCCACGACAGUUAACCCUGCACUUGAAAGCUUAAAGAAAGAGAAAAGUAAACAUAAAAAGAAAAGUAAAGAUAAAGACAAAGAGCGUGAUAAGAAAAUGUCUUCCCUUCCUCUUCUUCCCUCCAAAAUUGGUGGAAAUCCUGGGGAGGAAUGUGAGGCAUUGGAACUAACAUCAUAUCCAAGUUUAGAAGCAGUACCUAAUCCUCCUACACAUAUGACCAUGUCUCCUUUAAUACCGCAAACUAAACUACCUGAAACUUCACUAGAUAUGAACUUGCCGCCUCCUGAAGAUACUAUCAAUGAAAAUGUACAAAGUCCUGCUUAUUCUGACAUAUCUGAUGCAAACGACACAGCUCCUGUACUCGAGUCGGAAGUAGCUGCUGGUAAGGAGAAAGAGGACAAAGUGGGUAAAACGACACCAGAUGCUGCUCAAUCUCCUGCUACUAAUAUAAGUGCUUAUGGGGCAAUGUAUCCAUACUAUAGCAAUCCACCAUAUCUGUUGCCAUCUGUUUCACCUCAGAACGCUGUUACGGGAUCAUCUCAGGGACAAAGUAUGCUCGAAAAGAACGAUAUGGUGAAAAAGAUAGAUCCAGAUAGGGUGAAAGAUAAUCGACCUUGGAGCAACCCUAGUGGAGAAUCUAGAGAACGUCAACACUUAGAGCAGCAUGAUUCUGAUAAGAAACUUAUUAGAGAUGAUGGUGUUCAAGGAUCCACUUCCUCCCCAGCAGCAGCUGGUGUUCCUGUACAAGAGUAUCCAAUGCAACAACAUUAUCCUUACUCGUAUGGUUAUGUUCAGGGUUAUCCAUAUGCUGUUGAAAAUUCUUACCAUAUGCAUAUGUUAGAUUCAGAUCCUCAUUAUAAGCAACAGUAUAAGCAAUAUAUUGAUGAACAUCAUAGACUUUACAAAGAACAGCAUCACCAACAGCAACAAAUCCAGCAGCAGCAGCAACAACAAAUGCAACAUCAUCAGCAGUCAGUGCAGCACCAUCCUCAUCAGCAUCAUUCACAACAUCAGUCACAUCAUUCAAGCAAAUCUCAUCAUUCGAAUAUUAAAGACGAAAGAGAUCGAUCCAGAGACAGUAAAGACCGAAAUAGCGGAAUGGAUAAGAUCUCUGGAAGUGGGUUGAUUGUUGAACAUUCUAGUAAAAUUCAACAUUCCUCUAUGUCAUUAGUCACAAACAAAGACCAGGAUGUUCGAGAGAUUGAGACCAGGCCGCCAUCUUUACCUGCUCAGGCUCGCAUUGAUCCCACUAAUUCAGCAUCUGCCGCUGCUCUGAAGGAAAAACAGAAUGAAAACCACCAAAUUUUGAAGGAAAAUAUUGAUCUCAAGAAUCAAAUGGAGGAAAAUAGUAAAAAUAAAUUAAAUCAUAAUCAAUAUGAAAUGGCCAUGCUUUAUGAAAGACACAGAGAAGAUAUGCGACGAUACUACAUGUACCAAGAUCGGGUCAUUGAGCAGCAACAGCAAAAAAUGGAACCUGGUAUCCACCAUCACACCCAUCAUCAUCAAACCAUCCAGUCAUCUCACGGCCAUCUCCAGGCAACAGCAUAUGCAUCAUCAUCGUCAUUAAAAACUCUCAAAGAUGAUCUUCCUAGUUCCAUACCAAGUCAUGCAAAAUCAAAUCAUUAUGGUGACAAUACUCGACCAUCAGUAGUGUCUCCUGCAAAGUCCGAUCACGUGAAAAAUCCGCAUUCGAACUCCACUUCUAGUCCUAAAGGUAGCAUGCGAGACAGAGACUCUUCUCACAGCAGCUCUAAAGAAUAUAUGAGCUCAUCAUCAUCGAAUAGUAGUUCAAAUAAGAAGGAGAGUGGUAAAAGUUCCGAGAGAUCGGAGAGCUCAAGUCGGGAAGAUAAAAAGGGUGACAAAAUUAAGAUAGAGCCAAAGGUAGAAUCUGAAGGACAGAAACCGACGAUGGAGACGACUGGUCCGCCACCACCGCCCACCAAUUCGUAUGCCUACCUUCAUCCAUCUUACUUACAACCACCUCCACCUCACUUCCCUCACAUGCCUUUUGAACCUGCGCAUGCCAUGUACCGUGGCGCGAUAAAUCCCAUGAUUGUUUCGGCCCCGCAUUAUGGCAGCUCUCCAUAUGUGCAUCCACAGAUUCGAUAUGUCACUCCAGGAGCUUGUGAAAUACCGCCACAUCCUCCUGACGCUAUUGCAGGCAAGUUGCAUCCGGCGGGACCGUCAAAAGCCUUGGACUUGUUGCAGCAGGUUUCGCAGCAUUACACCACAACACAUAAAAUCCAUGAACUGCAGGAGCACGCCAUGAUGUCGCCUACCCCGACUUCUGGUGCUGCUCCUCCGACACCUUCUACUUCCACUUCUGGAAGUGGGAAGGGAUCCUCCAGUGAAUCAGCUGCUCCUACAUCGAAGGUAGAUGUUGCUGGCUCCAGGGAUACUUCCCGCUCUCCUCCUACGCAGAGGCACCUGCACACACAUCAUCACACACAUGUUGGAGUUGGUUAUCCUAUUUAUGAUCCUUAUGGUGUUUCUGCCCAGAAGACUUACACUUGAAGAGAAUUUAUAUUGAAUGUCAAAAAUUGUUGGAAAACUUGUAAGCUAUCUAAAGCAACCUAUGUGAAGCUGUUGGAUAAAAGAGCUAUUUUCUACAUAAUUUAUGGGUUGGCAUAUAUAUGUAGUAGUUGAUUCUCUUACGCUUAGUUUAGACGUAAAAAAGGUUAAGAGAGAAAUUUAUAAAAGUGCAGAAUUCUAAAAUUGCACUUUAAAAAGAUUUUUCCCACCAGACUUCUUAAUUAUCCGCCGCAUGUGAUCGAAUUUGAGAGACUUGGUUUCAACUUCGAAGCCUGCGUUUAUGACUUACAUGUUGACUUUAUCGUUUUUUGGCCUGUGAUACUAUAUUAUAAUUAUAAAAAGAACAUUGUAGAGCUACGACAUCUGUCGUCGCUUUUUGUUUAUUCGAAGUCAUAAAAAGAGAAUGCCUAGUCAUCGGGGGAUGUCCUAUGAUUGCGUGUUCUGGAAUAAAUAAAAAAAGUUUAGAUACAAUUUAAGGCUUUGAAAAGAAAUGUUGUGCCAGCAUUAGAACCAAUUUAUGUUUUUUGCUGAUUGAUAAUUGAUUUAUCUGUUAAAAAUGUGUUCAGAAAUUAACCACCACAAUAUGUAUAUUAUGUGUAAUAAAGGCAAUAAAUGAUUACAGAAUACUAA